AUGAAUACCCCAGGAAAUUUAGAAAUUUUAAAUCACUAAUUGAAUAUCUAAAAUAACAAAUUAUCUCUCUAAAUUGAAGUCUUAUCAUAACAAGUCUAAAUACUUCUAAAUUAAAUUGAAUAAUUAUAAGAAAAGGCUAUGCUUUACUAAAAUUUAAAAGAUGAAAAUAUCACUCUUAAAAAAGACAUUAUGAAUUUAUAAGAGCAAAUUUAAGCAUAAGAAUCAGAAUCAUAUUUUGUUCAAGAAAAUAAAUUCAAUUAAUAACUUGAUGAAAUGUAAAAAAGACACAAAAAACAAAUAUAAGACUUAAAAAGUUUAUAUGAGGAUAAAAUUAUAUUGUUAUAGAAUGAAAAGUCCUCUAUCUAAGAUUAGGCUAUGUAAAUGGGAUUAUCAAAUUUAACUUCAAAAUCAUUGGAAUAGUAAGCUGCCAAAAUAAUACAAAUAAGUCAUAAAUUAGAGUAAUUAUUUUUUAUUUAAAUCAGAAAAACAUUGUCAGAUCUUCCAUCUUAAAGUCCAAGUCAUGGACAUAUAGGAUUAUCUAAAGAAAUGUAUGAUUAAAUGAUUGAAUAAUUAAAAAGUAAAUCAACAAAGAACAUAAUCUUAGACAAAUUACCAGAUUAAUAAAAUUUGUAAAAUCCUAUAUAAAUAAUGUAGCUCUUAAAGAUACAAGCAAGCAUCCAUAGCAAAUAUCAAAAAAGAUCCCAAUUUUAGUGUUAAAAGAAUUUUACAUUACAAUAAACCUUAAGAAUCACCUAUAACUUAAAAUUCUGGAAAUGCUCUCACAAUUAGCACAUUAACCAAGAGGUCUUGA
Molecule: messenger RNA, 811 nt
Organism: Paramecium sonneborni
Lineage: Eukaryota; Ciliophora; Oligohymenophorea; Peniculida; Parameciidae
Source: the annotation of a GenBank genome assembly